AUGGUACUUCGCACCCUCGAUCUAUUACAGCCAUUUUUAACGACACUCGAUUGUCUAGUGAAUAACGCUUUACCUGUAUUUAUAAUAACAAUGACGAAUAUGAUUAUAAUCAUACGUGUAUUAUUGCAUAAACGAAAAAUGCAACGUGCUCAUACAUGGAAUAAAAAUCAAAAAAUGGUUGCUCAACUAUUGUGGAUAUCGAUUGUAUAUAUUUUAACCUGGAUUCCAAUGACAUUGGGAACACUACUGACUCUCUAUGCAUCCGAUUUACCAUUUGUAUCUGAAAUAUCAAUAGAUUAUAUAUCUUAUUUGACUUAUUUUGCUGUCUUAGUUUGUCCCAUGGUAGCUAUAAUGGCAUUACCGGAUGUUAGAAACAAACUAUUUCGUCCAAAUGAGGCUAUUACUACCACAUCGACAAUAUUCAAUCUAAUAAAAGAUUUGCCUGCUCGAUCACCGCAACUUACCCUGAGUGCUUCUGUUCGUGCACGUGUUCUACCUUCACCAACUCGAAACAAUGAAGGUAAAUUACGCGAAUCGUCUGUGAUGAAGUAUUAAUCCAUUUGGAUUGUUUUGUUCUUUUCUCAGAGUCCC
Messenger RNA from Didymodactylos carnosus, 591 nucleotides. NCBI's taxonomy places the organism in Eukaryota, Metazoa, Rotifera, Eurotatoria, Philodinida, Philodinidae. The record is from the annotation of a GenBank genome assembly.